AUGAACUUCCAGGCAAUGGAUUACUUGAAUGGGUUGAACCUUGACUUUGAUGUCUCCCCAAACAUCUCUGAAAACAGCAAUGAAUUGGAUCUCUUCACACACACCGAGUUUUUUGACCUUGACGUAUUCGCCAAGGAUGCUCCAGAGGGUACCAAGCAACAGCAAGCACAAUUUCAGACCAGUCCUGAUGCGCAAUUCGCACAAGUGCCAUUACCAGCACAAGCGCAGCAACAACCUCUCACACAAACUCUGACUCCAUACAUAGAAUCGUCACCACAAAGCACACAAUACGACGCCACAAAUGACGAUAAGCGUAGAAGAAACACAGCAGCUUCUGCUAGAUUUAGAAUCAAGAAGAAGCAAAAGGAGCAAGAGAUGGAAUCCAAGGCCAAGAAGCUUCAGGACACUGUUUCCAACUUGGAGAAAAAAUUGAAAACUUUGGAGAUGGAAAAUAAAUGUCUUAAGAAUUUGAUCUUGCAACAAAACGAAAGAAAGAAUUCGGAUUUAUUGGAAAACAUCAAGAAGAGAUCCAUUGAAUCUCCUGUGUAUCAGUUCACCAACUAA
Dujonia railenensis is the source of this 564-nucleotide messenger RNA. Lineage: Eukaryota; Fungi; Ascomycota; Pichiomycetes; Serinales; Debaryomycetaceae. The record is from the annotation of a GenBank genome assembly.